This is a messenger RNA of Siniperca chuatsi (mandarin fish), 2337 nucleotides long. RefSeq names its product keratin, type II cytoskeletal 8-like. The transcript is spliced from 9 exons. Bases 78 to 1733 code for a protein of 551 amino acids. NCBI's taxonomy places the organism in Eukaryota, Metazoa, Chordata, Actinopteri, Centrarchiformes, Sinipercidae. Gene Ontology annotation, molecular function: structural constituent of skin epidermis. Gene Ontology annotation, cellular component: keratin filament. Gene Ontology annotation, biological process: keratinization; intermediate filament organization. The record is from RefSeq and is a predicted model, not a curated record.
GGAGGGUCUAUCUGCCUGACUCUCCUUCCCUCUGCAGAGUUUCUCUUCUCACACCACAUCAGUGCUACAGUGUGAACAUGUCUGUCAGAGCCAUGAAGACCACCACCUUCUCCACUGUGUCGUCCUCCAGGGGCCCAUCCCAGGGCUUCAGCAGCCGCUCCUUCUCCGGCUACGGUGGUCGUGGUGUGGGGAGUGGCAGGCAGAGCUAUGCUGUCCGCAGCUCCUACGGGGGAGUAGGCAGCAGUGGUGCUGCUAUGGGUGCUGGGGGGUUUAAAGUGGUCGGUGGGUAUGUUGCUGGGGGGUCUGGACAAAGAGGAGGUGGAGUAGAGUUUGGCUAUCUGGGCUUCGGUGGAGGUGUGGGAGGUGGCAUGGCCAAUGAAGUGGUGGCCCCCAUCACAGCAGUGACUGUGAACAAGAGCCUGCUGGCCCCCCUGAACCUGGAGAUUGACCCCAGCAUCCAGGUGAUCCGCACCCAGGAGAAGGAGCAGAUCAAAACCCUGAACAACCGCUUUGCAUCCUUCAUUGACAAGGUACGCUUCCUGGAACAGCAGAACAAAAUGCUUGAGACCAAGUGGAAACUUCUGCAGGAACAGACCACGUCUCACUCCAACGUUGAUGCCAUGUUUGAAGCCUACAUUGCAAACUUGCGUAAGCAGCUAGACAACUUGGGUCACGAAAAAGUCAAACUAGAGUCCGACCUGUAUCACAUGACAGGCCUGGUUGAGGACUUCAAAAACAAGUAUGAGGAUGAGAUCAACAAGCGCAAUGAGUGUGAGAACAACUUCGUCCUCACAAAGAAGGACACUGAUGCAGCCUAUAUGGCCAAAGUGGAGCUGGAAGCCAAACUGGAUGGGCUCUCUGAUGAGAUUGAGUUCCUGAGGCAGAUUUAUGAUGCAGAAAUCCAUGAGCUGCAGGGCCAGAUCAAGGACACAUCCGUUGUGGUGGAGAUGGAUAACAGCCGUAACCUUGACAUGGACGCCAUCGUCGCUGAAGUGCGUGCCCAGUAUGAAGACAUUGCCAACCGUAGCAGAGCUGAGGCUGAGUCAUGGUACCAGACUAAGUAUGCAGAGAUGCAGCAGUCAGCAGGUAGAUAUGGUGACGACCUGAAGUCAACCAAGGCUGAGAUCGCUGACAUGAACCGCAGGAUAAUGAGGCUCCAGUCUGAAAUUGAUAUGGUUAAAUCACAGCGAAACAGUUUGGAAGCUCAAAUCGCAGAGGCUGAGGAGCGUGGUGAGCUGGCAGUGAAGGACGCUAAACUCCGCAUCAGAGACCUGGAGGAAGCUCUCCAGAGAGCCAAGCAGGACAUGGCCAUGCAAGUCCGCCAAUACCAGGAACUGAUGAAUGUGAAGCUGGCUCUGGACAUUGAGAUCGCCACCUACAGGAAACUGCUGGAAGGAGAGGAGACCAGGUUAACAACUGGAAUCAAGACCACUGUAUCCAAGCAGACUUCCAUGAACUACAACGCCUACGGCCUGGAGAGCUCCCGAACCCCGUCCUACGUCAGCUCCUCCUUUGGUGGAGUCAAGGCUAGCAGCGGUUCUGCCGCUGCUCUCGAGGGAGCAGCGUUGAAGAGCACCACAGUCACCAAGACAGAAAGUGUGGUGAUCAAGACUGAGGAGAAGAAGAAGGAGGAGGAAGAGAAGGAAGGGUUGCAGCAGCAAGCAGCAAAUGAGGAGCUUGCUGCUGUGCAGAUGAAGGAGCAGGUGGAGGCUGAAGCUGUGGCUGAGGAGUGAUGUUUUUUUCCUGUUUUGUCCUGAUUUGUGGUUUUGGUCUUGGAGGUUAAGAAAAAGCAUACCUACUCUGCUUUAUUAUCCAUUUCUUUAAUGAUUCAAUCAACAAGGUGCCUUCACCAAAUAACGAGAGUGUUUCUAGUGUAAGAGGCGUAAACACAACUUUCCUUCAGAUAUCCUUACAGAGGUGCUAAUGGAUGGGUCUUUGUUUAGGUUACUGAAAACUCUUGUGGCUUAAUAAGUUCUUUACUGUCAACUGUAGACUGAGUUGCUACCCGUGGUUCAGUGAUCGCCGCUCCACACUUGUUUGGCCAGCAGGUGGCACUAUUGUAUGUGUUUUCCUUUUCUGCUCCAUCUUGUCGUUUGACCAACUCAAAGCACUGCUUUCACAGCAACGUGUAAUUCACAGUGUAAUAGAAUUCUGCUGAUCGGAGGAAUUUGGGGGACAUAAACAUUGCCAUGCUGAACUCCUUAUGCUAAACCUGCUGUACCUAAACAGUCACAAAAGUCUUCAUGACUUCUACUUAGAAAAAACCUUUUUCGGUGUGCUACUGUUGGCAACACCUGAUGUCCUGUUUACUCAACAAUAAAUGUUCUUCAAACAGUG